AUGGAUCAGAAAGAAAAAUCAGCAAACGACAAUAUCUGCUUAGAAAAAUUCUUUGUUAUGAUCUCAAUUCCUGUGUUCGUCACAAUUUGCUUUAUUGUAGUUAACGACUUAUGUGGAAACGGAAAAAAGCGACACAAGAAAAAAGUCGUUGCUUUGAGAACAUUUUAUUCGUUAAUCAUCAUGAAUGAUCCAACAGACUUUGAAAAGUUUUUUUUGCAACACUUAGGACUGACAAAGCUUGAAUGCCACGCUCUUAAUGAACUUUGUGGUUGUUGUUGCUGCUACUCGAUGACUUUGAGAAAACGCAGAUGUUACAUUAGUUUUAUUCUGAGAUCACUUCGAGUGACGAUAAAUAUCUAA
Messenger RNA from Clunio marinus, 360 nucleotides. The record is from the annotation of a GenBank genome assembly. NCBI's taxonomy places the organism in Eukaryota, Metazoa, Arthropoda, Insecta, Diptera, Chironomidae.